This is a messenger RNA of Prosopis cineraria, 3223 nucleotides long. RefSeq names its product cysteine-rich receptor-like protein kinase 29. The transcript is spliced from 9 exons. The record is from RefSeq and is a predicted model, not a curated record. NCBI's taxonomy places the organism in Eukaryota, Viridiplantae, Streptophyta, Magnoliopsida, Fabales, Fabaceae. Bases 160 to 3039 code for a protein of 959 amino acids. Gene Ontology annotation, molecular function: ATP binding; protein kinase activity. Gene Ontology annotation, biological process: protein phosphorylation.
GUCCAAGCACGGACAGGAAGCUCAUGAUGUAAGGGGGUGAAAAAACUAUGUUCUCGUUGACUAAAGACUCUUGACUGAAGAGAAGCUCCACCUUCCGUUUCAGACAUUGUCUCCUUAGUACCCACAACACAGAUCACUCAGAGAAGCGCCACCCAUCCAAUGGCUAUUGCUUCUGUCCGAUACAUUUCCAUUCGUUGUCUCUUCUUCUUCUUCUUCUUCUUCUUCUUCAUUCUCAUUUCUAUAUGCACCAGCCGAUCAGAAUACCCAAAAGAUUACUGCUUCACUUCCUUUGGAACCUACGCCCCAAACAGCACCUACCCAUUCAACCUCAAUACCCUUCUAUCAAAACUAACUUCAAACCAUAACGUCGACUAUGGCUUCUACAAUCUCACUUAUGGCCAAUCCCCUAACACAGUCUACGGAAUUGGUCUCUGCCGAGGAGAUGUUACUCCCACCACUUGCCGUUCUUGCCUCAGAAAUUCCACAACCAUCACACAAUCAUGUGAUGAAUACACCACCGCAAUUGCAAUCCACGAUGAAUGCCUAUUGUUCUACUCAGAUUACACAAUAUCUGGUGUCGUCUCGACUCUUGAUUUCACUAUCGACGAUAGGAGCGUCAUAGAUAAUAUAACAGAUUGGGAUCAGUACAAGCAAGUUCUAAACAACUUACUUGGGAGUCUGAGUCGGCAAGCAGCAUCCGGUGACUCUCGUCGAAAAUUUGCAGCCGGGAAUACUGAUGCAGGAUCGAGUAGGAGAAAGAUAUAUGGUGUUGCUCAGUGCAUGCCAGAUUUGAAUGAAUUAGAGUGUCGAAAUUGCUUGGGUGGGGCGAUUUCAAGAAUCCCAGAAUGUUGUGAGGGUAGCACUGGAGGUAGAGUUGUUAAACCGAGCUGCAAUAUCAGAUUUGAGAGCCACAAAUUCUAUGAAAUCAUGGCUGAUGUACCAAUUUCGGUGUCAGUAUCAACACCGGCACCAGUACCACCACUUUCUCCUUGUUCCGUCAAUACAACUACGUCACAGGGUGUUUUUUUCUUCCCCUUCAUUUUGAUUUCCAGAUGCACCAACCAAUCAAGCUACCCAGAAGAUUACUGCUUCACUUCCUCAAUCUUUGGAACCUACGCCCCGAACAGCACCUACCAGUUCAACCUCAAUACCCUCCUAUCAAAACUAACUUCAAACCCUGAUGUAGACUAUGGCUUCUACAAUCUCUCUUACGGCCAAUCCCCUAACACAGUAUACGGAAUUGGUCUCUGCCGAGGAGAUGUUACUCCCACCACUUGUCGUUCCUGCCUUAGAAAUUCCACAACCAUCACACAAUCGUGUGACAAAUACACCACCGCUAUUACAAUCCAUGACGAAUGCCUAUUGUUCUACUCAAAUUACAUAAUAUUCGGUCUGGUCCCAGCUCUUGGUUUCACUAUCGAUGAUAGGAGCGUCACAGAUAAUAUAACAGAUUGGAAUCAGUACAAGCAAGUUCUGAACGGCUUACUUGGGAGUUUGAGUCGGCAAGCAGCGUCCGGUGAUUCUCGCCGAAAAUUCGCAGCCGGGAAUACUGAUGCAGGAUCGAGUAGGAGAAAGAUAUACGGUAUUGCUCAGUGCAUGCCUGAUUUGAUUGAAUCGGAGUGUCAAAAUUGCUUGGAUGGGGCAAUCUCAAGAAUCCCAGAAUGUUGUGAGGGUAGCACAGGAGGUAGAGUCGUUAAACCGAGUUGCAAUAUCAGAUUUGAGAGCCACAGAUUCUAUGAAAUUGCGGCUGAUGCACCCAUUUCGGUAUCAGAAUCGCCACCGACACUGGCACCGCUACUUUAUCCUCCUUCUGUCAAUAUAACGACGUCACAAGGAAAACACAAUAAAUCAAGACUUUUCAUUGAGAUAACAGGGCCUGUAGUUGGCUUUGUGGUACUGCUUAGCUUUAUUGGGAUUUAUGUUGCAAGAGGAAGGAAGCUGAGAACAGCUUUUCAAAAUGAACUUGAAGCUGAAGCUGAAAUUGAGCCUGUUGCAUCAAUACAGUUCAGCUUUGACACCAUCAAAGUCGCUACAAAUUCCUUCUCUGAUGCAAAUAAGCUUGGUCAAGGUGGAUUUGGACCUGUUUAUAAGGGUAGGCUCUCCAAUGGACAAAAUAUUGCCGCCAAAAGGUUGUCAGGGGUUUCUGGGCAGGGAGAUACUGAAUUUAAGAAUGAAGUGCUAUUAAUGGCUAAGCUUCAACACCGAAAUUUAGUUCGGCUUCUUGGUUUUUGCUUGGAAGAAAAAGAGCGACUACUUAUCUAUGAACUCCUUCCAAAUAGAAGCCUUGAUCACUUCAUUUUCGAUCCUAUUAAGCGUGUAUGCUUGGAUUGGGAAGCACGUUUCAAAAUUAUAGAAGGCAUAGCCCGUGGACUUAAUUAUCUUCAUGAAGAAUCUCAACAACGAAUUAUUCAUCGAGAUCUUAAAGCAAGUAAUAUUCUACUAGAUACAAACAUGAAUCCUAAAAUAUCAGAUUUUGGAAUGGCAAAAUUAUUUUCCAUUGAUGAGUCUCAAGCCAAGACAAAUCGAAUUGUGGGAACUUUAGGUUAUAUGGCACCAGAGUAUGCAAAGCAUGGACGAUUCUCUGUAAAAUCUGAUAUAUUUAGUUUUGGUGUAUUAAUUCUAGAAAUUGUAAGAGGGCAAAAGAAUGGUCGCAUCCAUGAUGGGGAGAGUAUUGAGCACCUUCCAAGCUUUGCAUGGAAAAGCUGGAGGAGAGGGACAUCAUCUAAUAUUGUAGAUCCCACAUUAUCUGACAGUUCAAGAAGUGAAAUAAUGAGAUGCGUUCACAUUGGCUUGCUGUGUGUUCAAGAAAGGGCUGCUGAUAGACCAACCAUGGCUUCGGUUUUGCUUAUGCUUGACAGCGACUCUUUCUCUCUUCCAGAACCCUUACAACCUGCAUUUUUUAUGAACAAGAAAAGUUUAUCACACAUCAAAACUGAGGAGUACAAUUCUGUGUCAGCAAGCUCAAGUGAACAAAGUAGUAAAACUGCUGAAAUAUUAUCAGUAGAUAAGGCCUCAAUAACUAAGCUAUGUCCUCGCUAAGGGUUUAGGCUGUCAAAGGCUUGAAGCACUCUUAAUCCUACAAUACCACCAUAGGUGCUGGUGUACAAGUUUGAAUGCAACUUUGUGAACUUCCAGAACCUUUGUGCCACUUGGGUGAUGUUUCCUUUCAAACCUGCCAAAACUGUGUCAAAGUUGCAAUUCGAGAAAUCAAAAUCAAAUGUGC